This is a messenger RNA of Prorocentrum cordatum, 984 nucleotides long. The record is from the annotation of a GenBank genome assembly. NCBI's taxonomy places the organism in Eukaryota, Dinophyceae, Prorocentrales, Prorocentraceae.
AUGGCAGUUCCGCGCCGAGGCGCACGGCGCGGGGCGCUGGUCGCCGCUGGGCUCUUGUGGCUGGCGCCUCCCCCAGGCGCGUGGGCAGAGGGCCCCCCGGUCUCGAGGGUGCCCUUCCUGGACGGCGCGACGCGGUACUGCUACGAGGCCCUGGUGGCGGAUCCGGGGUGCUGCCGGGACAGGCAGCAGAGCUUCGGCGUCGAGAGCAUGGACAUCUCCCGCGCGGGCGCCGCGUGGCGGUGUGUAGCGCCCGCCGAGGGGGGGGACUGCCUGGACAGCAGGCCGGGCCCCAGGGGGGAGGACCGGCUCUGGUGGCCCAGAGAGUCGGACUGCAGCACCCCCAGGGUGCUCUACGUGCACGGCGGGGAGUGGCGGUCCCACGGACCCUCGCAGGGCUCCUACGACGUCCUGGCCUCGAAGCUCGCGGACGCCUCCGGGGCCCUGGUCUUCGUGCCCGACUACCGCCUGGUCCCUGUCGGGAACGCCUCCGACGCGCUCCGGGGGUUGCUGGAGGCGUGGCGCUGGCUCUCGUCGCACGGGCCCGGCGGCCGCGACUGCGGCGGCGCGGGGACGCCGCCGCUCUUCGUGGGGGGCGACUCCGCGGGGGGGGGCACGGGGCUGUCGCUGGUACUGAUGCUGACCGGGAAGGUGGACGUGGGGCCGCCGGCCGCGGGCUACUUCGGCUACAGCCCGUGGCUGAACCUGGCGUGCACCACCCCGACGUAUUACAGCAACGCCUUCGCGGCCUUCGCCGACGACUCCGGCGACACGGACUACAUCGGCGACAUCUUCCACCGGGGCAUGCCGGGGAGGACCAGCGCGGAGCAGAGAGCGCUGGCCCUGGCGUACGUCGCGGGGAUAGAGGACAUGCUCACGGACGCCAUCGUGUCGCCUUUCUUCGCCACCGAGGCGCUCCUCGGACCCUGCCCCCCCUGUACCUGGCGCUCAGCACCUCGGAGGCUCGGGCCGGGGACAGCGUUGUGA